Molecule: messenger RNA, 3052 nt
Organism: Cavia porcellus (domestic guinea pig)
Lineage: Eukaryota; Metazoa; Chordata; Mammalia; Rodentia; Caviidae
Gene: Plek
Product: pleckstrin
Exons: 12
Coding region: 635-1687 (350 amino acids)
Biological process (GO): intracellular signal transduction; actin cytoskeleton organization
Cellular component (GO): plasma membrane
Source: RefSeq, a predicted model, not a curated record
AAAGGGGGAGCUGAGUUACACAAGCAUAAGACACAGGAGAGGACCCAGCGGGACUGCGCGCUCGGCCCCCACUCCCUGGCCCGCUGGGCGCGGUGCGAGGCUGGACCGGCCCGGAGACGCUCAGCUGGCCCGGGCCCGGCCGUGUCCCCCUGGCCACCCAGCAGCCGCGGCGCGCCCGGGACUCACUCGACCUGCAGCGUGGUGGGCUUAAUCUUCACCUCCACCUUGUAGGAGGAGCCGGAUCUUGCUCAUGUUGCUAAGCUGCCCAUGCUAGCCUCGAACUUGUGACCCCCUGCCUUAGCCUCUCAGAGUGAUAGGAUUACAGAAUCAUUCAUCUCUCCAAGGAUCUUGAGUUCCUCUUACUGAAAAUUAUGUUCUGAGAGCCAAGACAGCUUUUUGCUACUAGAAUGUCACAACAGGUCCUUUCAGCAAAGCAUGGGCUGUGUGACUCUGCAGUUCCUUAUUCUGGUCUGCCACCCCACUGAGGGGAAGAGGAUGUGAUCAUGAGAUCGCUCGCAGAAGGGAAAUUGUGAAAGACGCCUCGCUGUAAAAAGGGCAGCCCACAACCUGAGCUGUCGGAGGGCGAGCUGAGAGGACUCCUCUGCGAGCGGGCCUGUCGGUCUUCCCAUCAGACAUGGAGCCGAAGAGGAUCAGGGAGGGCUACCUCGUGAAGAAGGGGAAUGUGUUUAACACCUGGAAACCUAUGUGGGUGGUACUGUUAGAAGAUGGAAUUGAAUUCUAUAAAAAGAAAAGUGAUAACAGCCCCAAAGGAAUGAUCCCCCUGAAAGGAAGCGUGGUGACUAGCCCAUGUCAGGACUUCAACAAAAAGAUGUUCGUAUUUAAGAUCACCAGCACCAAACAGCAGGACCAGUACUUCCAGGCCGCCUACCUGGAAGAGAGAGAUGCUUGGGUUCGGGACGUCAAGAAGGCCAUCAAGUGCAUUGAAGGAGGUCAGAAGUUUUCAAGGAAAUCCACGAGGAGGUCCAUUCGUCUGCCAGAAACUGUUGAUUUAGGUGCCUUGUAUUUGUCCAUGAAAGACACUGAAAAAGGAGUGAAAGAAUUGAACAUAGAGAAGGACAAGAAGAUUUUUAAUCACUGCUUCACAGGUAGCUGUGUUGUCGACUGGUUGGUAUCCAACAACUCGGUUCGGAAUCGCCAGGAAGGCCUCAUGAUUGCCUCUUCGCUGCUCAGUGAAGGGUACUUGCAUCCUGCUGGGGAUCUGUCCAAGAAUGCAGCAGAUGGAAUUGCUGAGAACCCUUUCCUGGACAACCCUGAUGCCUUCUACUACUUUCCAGACAGCGGGUUCUUCUGUGAAGAGAAUUCCAGUGAUGAUGACGUGAUUCUGAAAGAAGAAUUCAGGGGGCUUAUUAUCAAGCAGGGAUGUUUGUUGAAGCAGGGGCAUAGGAGGAAAAACUGGAAAGUGAGAAAGUUCAUUCUGAGAGAAGACCCUGCCUAUUUACAUUACUACGACCCUGCAGGGGGAGAAGACCCCCUGGGAGCAGUUCACUUGCGAGGGUGUGUGGUGACCUCAGUGGAGAGCAGCCCAGAGGGCAAGAAGAGUGAUGAAGAGAACCUUUUCGAGAUCAUUACGGCUGAUGAAGUUCAUUACUUCUUGCAAGCUGCUACCCCUAAGGAGCGUACUGAGUGGAUCAAAGCCAUCCAGGUGGCCUCACGGACUGGGAAGUGAGGACAAACCUGCAGGUCCUCAUCCCCUCCUCAAGGAAGCUCAUGGAUAAGCUCAGUCCAGGACCUGUCCACUUCUGCGAUGAUUUGUCCUGGGGCCCAGGGUGGGAAGUUUUGCCUGCAUGUAGCUAAUCACGCAGAGCACAGUGUCCAUGUGCACGGCCUUGCUCAAUGCAACCUUUCUGACUCUUUGUGCCCCCAAACCUUGAAACAAGUUGUGUGAUCCACAUAGGCUGCUUAGCCUUUUCAGGACUUGAGGCCUCUUUUGGAAAGUGAAGGAGGUCCUGCUUAGCUGAACACCAAAGUACUCUAGGACCCUAAUAUCCAUGCAAGUGAAAGUGUUUCUCAUUGUCCUGCUUUGUCUAAGUCUUGGCCCUCAGAUGACCUCAGAUGUGCCACAGCCUAGACAGUGCCUCCCUUGGAGCUGUUGCCAGUCUAUACCAGGAGCCCUGCAUACGAGCCUCUUCUGUUCUGUUUGGUUGCAUUGUUUCUGGCCUGGGCUCACACAGCGGAAUGGAGGGGGCACAGUCUUUCUAAUCCACUCUCCUGCACAGACACUUCCUGAGAGCAGGGGUGGUUUCCAGCGUUAUACCUUCCAUUGCUUUUCACUUUGGAAAGAAUGACCUCAGAGAGCCAGGAGUAGCUGAAGGUUACUUAUAGGCCUUGAAGCAGCCCAAAGCCCAGAGUUAAAUGAUUGGCUUAUAAGUUUUCUUUCCUUUUUUUGGUACUGGGGAUUGAACUCACCACCUUGCUCUUGCCAGGCAGGUGCUUUGCUGCUGAGCCAUGUCCCUGGCCAGGAUAGGCUUGUAAGUACCAAUGCUGGAUGGACUCAGAUCUACAGAGAGCUUUGAGGUGAUAAAUGUUGAUAGUGUCACAAUGAAUGCUGCAGGUCACGAUCCUGUGCUUCUAUCUGAGUUUAAAGCACAGAUAGUAGCAGCUCUCAUUCAGCUUCAGGCCUCAGAAUUAGAGAAACCUGUCCUAGAUUAAAAUUGGAAACACACAAUUUUCCACCCAGCCACUAACUAAUCAUGUCUCACAAAAUUAAGAAUGACAGUCCCUGUAAAGUCAAGAGCAUGCAUGAAGGUAUAAUUUUUCCAACUCUAGAUUUUUAAUUUUAUGGCACCAUUAAAAGGCAAGCAGAAUUUUCUCCCUGGUUUUACCAGUUCCUCUCCUGCCCUUCCUGAUCUCCCUUGCACCACUCCUGAACUUGUCUCUAGUCCCAGCUUAUUCUGUCAAUGGCUAAGGUAUUCUCUGAUGGUUGAGCACAUUGGCUUUAUGGCAUAUGCACAAUAUUUUGUCUAUACUCAAUGUAAAAUAUUUAUUAAUAUGGAGCCAGUCUUGUGUUUUGAAAUAAAUAUGACUUAGUUUA